AUGGCUGCCAAAGAUGUGACUCUGCCAUUGCGACUGGUCAUAUGCGUAGACGGCGGUACUAAAGCUGGCAGUGGUCAGUCGACCAUUCAGCAGAUUGUCGCGAGCGUGCAGAGCGGCAAAUGUCUGGACAUUGGCACGACCAGCUGGUGCAACCAACUGCCUCGAUACUUCAACGGAGGCGAAGAUAUAUCGACAGCCAGCGUACUCGGUCACGGGCAUGUGAAACAGAUACAAGAUGUUUACGAAAACUGCUGCCAGCUUAAAGGCGAUAAGGAUGAGAUCUGGCUAUUUGGGUACGGACGGGGCGCAUUCAUCGUCCGCGCUGUCGCAGGCUUGCUGCACCACUGUGGUGCUCUCAACUCAGCUGGCCAGCCGGAAUUCACCAAAGACUUCAAGAAGCUGCUAAAAGAAGCUGAACUGCGAAGUGGUCGCCGGUCAAGCCUGGCGCUCAGCCCAGUCUCAUCAGCAUCAACAGCGGGCGUGAGAGCAACGCCUCGCAUUCGCUUCAUCGGAGCUUUCGAGACCGUAAAACCAGGAAUCGGGGACUCGACUUUCGAUACAUCUCUCAAUGGCUCCAUCCAGCACAUGCGCCAUGCUGUCGCUUUGCACGAGGAUCGUAAGACCGCAGAGUAUAUUUACCCAGAGGAUCUGUAUCGAAAUAAGCUCCAAGAUUCUGGUCGCAGCUUCACGCAAGCAUGGUUCAUCGGCAGUCAGCAAGACAUGGGCGGUCUGUCAAAAAAGGCAGGACUCUCCCUGUAUCCUUUGCAGUGGAUGCUGCUCGAAGCCAGACGCUGCGGGUUGGCAGUAUCAACUACACCCGGUAGUACGCUCGCCCAAGUCGUACCACGUGGCGAUGAGAAGAAGAACAAUAAUGCCGCCUGGUCAUGUCGGACUGAGAACGGUAUCGAUAUCGUCAUGCAUGACUUUAGAACGGUGCAUGCUGUCGAGGACUACUCGGUACGGUUAGGAAGCCUAGGAGCUCGUAUUGGCACAAGCUUGCCCACAAGUAAAGCUCGAGAGCCCUUCCUACCAAGCGGUGUCCUCAAAGGAUGGUGUGACUGGGCACCACAAGGCACAAUCUUACAUCCUUCCGUCUACUUACUCUUGGACGAACACAUCAAUGUUGCGCUGGAGACGAAAGAACUCAAGCUGCAGCGGAAUCUGAAUGACUGGAGAGAAAAGAUGAUGGGCUCGUACAAUGGCGUAACUAACACUGGGUUUUGGCUCGAUGAGGACACCGACGAUUUAGACCCUGGCGCAAUUCGCGUGUUGGUAUGCGGAAAUACGGGAGUCGGCAAGUCAACACUCAUCAAUAAGGUCUUUGGCGUUGAUGUCACUCAAAGCUCUGACCGAUAUCGAGGUAUACAUGAUGUGCGACAGGAGAUCACUUUCGAAGGUCGACCAGAUUUGAUUCUUCAUGAUUCCGGUGGGUUUGAGGCUGGCGCUGACGAAGAGUUCCUGGCCAUCGAAGCUUUUCUCAAGGACAAAUCCGAGGCCAACGUCGAUGUUGCGGAUCGUGUGCAUGUCAUCUGGUUUUGCAUCGACAUCAACAGUCCUCGAACCUUACAGACAGCCACGGAAAAGUUGUUCAAAGCGGUGUCGAAGUAUGCGAACGACGUUCCGAUUGUGGUGAUCGCCACUAAGAAGGACGACUACCUCGAUAUCGAAUUUGGUACCCACCGAAAAAUGCUCAAGAAGGACGGCAAGCCAUUUGACGAAGAAGCGUGUGAGCAGUACGCUGAAGAAAGACUCCGUGAGAGAGUGGACACGAUUCGUACUGAAAUGCAGACCGUCGAAGGCGGUAGGCUAGAUGCCUGUCUGGCGGUGGCCCAAGACGACGAAAGCUCAAUUGCGCAUCUCAGCAAAACGACAUCGAGUUGCUUCGAUACUGACAAAGUGCGUCUCCUCUACAUCAGGGCGCAAGUCACACGUAUAGACCUGAAGAUCGACAUGGCUGUAUGUGAAGUGAUCAAACAGUACAAACGACUGAUCCGAGACGCCACAGGCGCGACGUUUGCACCCUUCGGCGCUACCAUCACACGCAAAGUCUCGACCAACCGAAUCAUCAAAAGCAUCAUCAAUUGCUUCGGGCUCCCGACUGUCAGCGCGGAUACAGCGGUGGAAGCGCUUCGGGCGAACGUCUGGAACAUGACUGGUUCGAAUAUUGCUCUGGCGUUGGCGGAAGCUUUACAGUGUAUCGGUGUCAUCGGGACCGUAUUUGCUGCGGGUAUCCCGGCCUGGGCCGUCACGGGUACCAUCAACACAUCUUAUGUGGUUCCGGCCACUUGCAGAUUGUUCCUGAUCAUGGCCUGCGACCUCAUCCUCGUGCUCGCGAGGAGUUUCAAGGAGGUGACGUUUCGGGCCAGCGGCCAGCCCAACGAGAAGGAUGUUGGUGCAGCAGCGAGGAACUACAGAGUCCGUGGAUACGCACAGCACGUUCACAGCGAGCUGAAAAAACUUGUGCCUCGCCGGAAUAUGCUUGCUAGCUUCAAGCCCGAGACGAUCCGAGUUGGGUUUGAGAAGGUACUGGCGAACUACAAAGACGGACUGAUGGAGGACGUUGACCUACCUCUGAAGGCCUCACGCUUCAGUCUCAGCUCAAGUACGGCCACGGAAGAUGAUCGCCUGGAUAUCGAAAGCACUGAGGGGAGUGAUUCUCUGCUCAUCACCGACUUUCAGGAAGCCCGAACUGCGCUUGUAGAGCUCGAAGCCAGUCAACAAAUCGCGGAGAUGGAUGACAAGAGGCAAGUACCUGAGCUGCCAGCAGAGUCCAAGCCGAUCGAACUCGAUGCAGUGAGUACUGUCAAGGUGGAACUACAAGCGUGA
Messenger RNA from Recurvomyces mirabilis, 2826 nucleotides. RefSeq lists its product as uncharacterized. Gene Ontology annotation, molecular function: GTP binding. The coding region runs from base 1 to 2826 and encodes 941 amino acids. The transcript is spliced from 5 exons. The record is from RefSeq and is a predicted model, not a curated record. Lineage: Eukaryota; Fungi; Ascomycota; Dothideomycetes; Mycosphaerellales; Teratosphaeriaceae.